Drosophila busckii is the source of this 2948-nucleotide messenger RNA. RefSeq names its product sphingomyelin phosphodiesterase. Gene Ontology annotation, biological process: ceramide biosynthetic process; sphingomyelin catabolic process. Gene Ontology annotation, molecular function: acid sphingomyelin phosphodiesterase activity. The coding region runs from base 430 to 2559 and encodes 709 amino acids. Gene Ontology annotation, cellular component: lysosome. The record is from RefSeq and is a predicted model, not a curated record. Lineage: Eukaryota; Metazoa; Arthropoda; Insecta; Diptera; Drosophilidae. The transcript has 8 exons.
UCGCGUGUCGAGCUGUGCAGACGUGUCGAAGCGUAGUUCGCCGCUGUUCGUGUUUGCGUGUGUGUGUAAAAGGAGGCGACAAAAGCAGAGGCAACCAAUCGGGCAAUCAAGUGAAAUCAACGACAGGUCGAUUUAAUCGCUAUACAAUAUUUGCUGUAUGUUGUUGUGUGAAAAGUGUGAAAAUAAAAUAUAAAAGAAGCGAAAUGUAAAAUAAAUGGGGGCAAACGACCAAAGAUAGUCGCAAAUUAUUGCGCAUGUUUUCUAAAUCAAAACCCAAAGCUAGCGGCAACACAAAAAGCAAAAGAAAAAGUGACAAAACGAACUAAAAAUAAGUACAAGCCAAAACUAAAGCCAAAUCCAAUAUAAGGUGUGUAAAGGUCAAGUGGCUUGGAACUGAAGCGAAGCGACGAGUGAGUUGGAGUCACAAUUAUGACACACUGGAUGCCACAGCAAAUUUGCUGGCUCAUUGCGGCACUUGCGGUUGCGAGUCUAACAGCACUGAGCGAAGCGCUGCCCUUUUUGUAUACAAAUGCACGCGCGCCCAUAAACUGGACGCAGCCGGAGCUGGCCGAGUGGCGCAUUGAGGCGCAGCCGCGCAGCAUUACGCCGCUCAUAGAGCUGCGGCGACAUGUGAAUCGCACCAACAAUGCGCCCGCUGAUAGCGAUGCGGAGUUCCUGGAGCGACUGCAGGCGCUUAAGCAAAAUCGCAGCUCGGCGCGCAUGCUUUGGUAUGACGCCGCUGUGGGCGAUGGACUCACCUAUCCGCCAUUUGUAGACAAAGCGCUCAAGCUGUUUAACCUAAAGCAAGUGGCCUUUGAGAUUGAGAACAGCGUCAUGUCCAAGGUGAGCUGCACUGCGUGCAAAGCGGGCGCCGGAUUGCUGCAGCACUACAUCAAGUCGGGCAAGACGGAAGCGGAGCUAAUGAAAAUGAUUGCGCAGUAUUGCACCAAUCUGAGCAUACAAAGUCCGCGUGUUUGCGAGGGCGUGGCGCAGCUUUUCGGCAGCGAAGUCAUCUAUGUGCUGCAGCGCGUCAAUUUGGGUCCGGAUGAGCUCUGCAGCUUUAUCAUUGGCGAUGGCUGCGGCGAUGUUUACAAUCCCUAUCACGAAUGGGAGGUUGUGUUUCCACCCGUGCCCAAGCCGCCGCGUCUAGCGGAGCUGCCCAUGCCGCUGGAGGGUGCGCCGUUCUUCAAGGUGCUGCACAUCUCGGACACGCACUACGAUCCGCAUUAUGUCGAAGGCGCCAAUGCGGACUGCAAUGAGCCGCUCUGCUGUCGCCUGAGCAGCGGUCGUCCCGCCAAUCCCAACGCCGCCGCCGGCAAAUGGGGCGACUAUCGCAAAUGUGAUACGCCCAAGCGCACAGUGGACAACAUGCUGGCGCACAUAGCUGAGACGCAUAAGGACAUCGACUAUAUACUGUGGACUGGCGAUUUGCCGCCGCACGAUGUUUGGAAUCAAACCAAGCAGGAGAAUCUGGAGAUUAUCAAGGAGACGGUCAAGCAAAUGACCGAAAUGUUUCCCGGUGUGCCCAUUUUUCCAGCGCUGGGCAAUCAUGAGAGCGCGCCAGUCAACAGUUUCCCGCCGCCCUAUGUCAAUCAGGUGGACAUAUCCAUUAACUGGCUCUACGAUGAGCUCGAUGUGCAGUGGCGUCGCUGGCUGCCCCAAUCCGUUUCCCAUACUGUGCGUCGUGGCGCCUUCUACUCGGUGCUAGUGCGUCCGGGUUUCCGCAUCAUUUCCCUAAACAUGAACUACUGUAAUAAUAAAAACUGGUGGCUGCUGCUCAACUCCACAGAUCCGGCGACAGAGCUGCAAUGGUUCAUCUAUGAGCUGCAAAGUGCCGAGUUCAGCAAUGAAAAAGUCCAUGUCAUUGGCCACAUACCGCCUGGACACUCGGAUUGCUUGAAGGUCUGGUCACGCAACUUCUACAAGAUCAUCUCACGCUAUGAGAGCACGAUCACUGCUCAGUUCUAUGGCCACACGCACUUUGAUGAGUUCGAAAUGUUCUACGAUCCGCAUGAUCUAACUCAUGCAAAUAGCAUCGCCUACAUUGGACCUUCAGUAUCGCCCUACUAUGAUCUAAAUCCAGGCUAUCGCAUUUACUAUGUCGAUGGUGAUCAUGACAUGACCACACGCUUGGUGAUUGAUCACGAAUCCUGGAUAAUGAAUCUGAAGGAGGCAAAUCUUUAUGGCUAUCCCAUAUGGUAUAAGCUAUAUACAGCACGCGCUGCUUAUAAUAUGAAGGCGCUGCGUCCCAACGAUUGGGACAAGCUGCUCAAUGAGCUAACAGACAAUCAGGAGCUGUUUGAGAUGUAUUAUAAAAAUUACUGGAAGAACUCACCGGCGCGUCCCACUUGCGAUGCGGAGUGCAAGAAGCGAAUGCUGUGCGAUUGCAAGAGCGGCCGCUCGCAUGAUCGUCGCCACUUUUGCGCUGAUGUGGAGUCCAAGAUCGAUGAGGGCUCCUCGAAGUCCUGGAAGUCUUGGUUCUAUCGCGGCCUUACCAAUUCCUAUAGCCUGAUUUCAUCUAUAACCUAUCUGCCCAAAUAUCUGCUGGGCUAUGGCUGAACCCGGAACAUUCAAUCGCCACUCACCAAGUCAGCUGCAAAUAAAAUGCGCAACGCGAAUCAGUGCAAAUUUCAAAACGCCUAAACAAAUAAGUUUACUAUGUGAUAAUUAGUGCUUAAACUAAGUUAACUGUAUUUACUUUAGUUACGUCACAAUUGCCUGCCCGCCCUCCCUGCUACUUAACACAGCUCAAUACACACAGUCCCAGCCCUCAGCAUCAGCAAAACUGAGUCAAUGAACAAUAGUCAUUAAAUUAGUCGUAUCGUUGUCAUUGUUGUUGUCACUUUUAUACAAGUGAGCGGCAACUUAACUUGCAACCGUAUCUGAACAAAUUGUUGAACAAAUUAAUUUUAACUAGGCUUUAAAUUAAAUAAAAAGUGCAAUUAAAC